This is a messenger RNA of Cetraspora pellucida, 831 nucleotides long. The record is from the annotation of a GenBank genome assembly. NCBI's taxonomy places the organism in Eukaryota, Fungi, Glomeromycota, Glomeromycetes, Diversisporales, Gigasporaceae.
AUGUCUCAAUCAAGUAAACCACAAAAAUUGCGCACCAAUGCAACUUUAGCAUGUAACAAUUUUCGAGCGAGUCACCGAAAAUGCAAAAAACCUUCUGAAGAGAAUAUAUGUGCAUACUGUAGAAACCACAGACUUCAUUGUACUUAUACUUUGGGUGGAAAACGCGGUCCAAAGCCUAGAUUUCCUAAAUUACUACGAUCUCCUUUUAAUAGUAAUUUGCAUAAACCUAAUAUUGAAGAAUUCCAACUCUCCCCAUUAAAUUUUGGAACUUCACAUCUUUAUAAUGAUGUUAUUCUAACUCCUUUUAGAACUAUCGAAGUAUUUAUUGAUAAAGAACCGACACCAAAUAAUCAAAAUAUCUCACCAAUUAACCCUAAUAAAGCCAAUAUUGAAAAAUUUCAAUCCUCCUAUUCAAACUUUGAAACUACAUAUGCUUAUACUGCUCCUUCUUUCAGAACCACAGAAACAUUUAUUGGUCAAGGAUUAAUGUCAAAUAAUAAUCCAAAUACUACGUCAAUUAACUCUUGUGAGAGCACCACUGAAGAAUUCCAACUCUGUUCAUUAAAUCAUCCGUAUUACAAUGCUAUUAUGACCCCUUCUAGAACUACUAAGGAAUUUAUUAACAAUGAACCAGCACUAAAUAAUCAAAAUAUUACACCAAUUAACCUUUAUGAAACUACUGAUGAAGAAUUUCAGUCCUCCUAUUUAAACUUUGGAAUAACACAUGCUCACACUAUCCCUUCUUUCGGAACUACUGAGGCGUUCAUUGACCAAGGACUAAUGUUAAACAAUCCAUUCAACUCCUACGAGAUUGCUACUGAAGAAUUCUAA